UUAUACAAUUUUGUAAAUAAGUGAUUUUUCUCCUUCACUGAUGUGCGCUAAUGAGACUGCAGUGAUGGGCACUGAUAGGCUGCACUGAUGGACACUGAUAGGUGGCACUGAUUGGCAGCACUGAUAGGUGGCACUGAUUGGCAUUGAUAGGUGGCACUGACUGGCACUGAUGGGUGACAUUGAAAGGCAGCUCAGAUGGGCACUGAUAUGUGGCAUUGAUGUGCACUGGUAUGCACUGAUAUGUGACAUUGAUGUGGCACUGAUGGACACUGACAGGUGGCACUUCUGGGGCUACACUGAUCAUCAGGGCACACUGAUCAUCACUGUCAGCGUGACAGCUCGAGAGGAGAGAAAGGCUGAUAACCGGCAUUUCUGUGUUUACAUGUGAUCAGCUGUGAUUGGACACAGCUGAUCACAUGACCGAGCCGACAUCUUUGGC
This is a messenger RNA of Staurois parvus, 439 nucleotides long. The record is from the annotation of a GenBank genome assembly. NCBI's taxonomy places the organism in Eukaryota, Metazoa, Chordata, Amphibia, Anura, Ranidae.